Phoenix dactylifera (date palm) is the source of this 2722-nucleotide messenger RNA. RefSeq names its product PHD finger protein At1g33420-like. Lineage: Eukaryota; Viridiplantae; Streptophyta; Magnoliopsida; Arecales; Arecaceae. The record is from RefSeq and is a predicted model, not a curated record.
CGCACCGCCUUAAAAUAGAUCAUUUCGUAGCACAAAAAGUUAAAAGAGAGAGCCCAAAACUAGGGCGCGGUCCCCCAUUUUCCCAUCUCCCGCUCUCUUUUGGGAAACCAAUCCCUAACCUAACCCUAACCCUAACCCUAACUCAACCCUAACCCUGGUUAUCGACUCCCAAGGCGACCCAUCCGAUCUCUCUCGUUUCCUCCUCUCCUCCUCCUCCUCCACCUCCUCCGCCUUCCUCUUUAAUUUCUGAGCCGUAACUCUAGCCGAUCGCUAACUGUAACCCAGAUCUCCCCCCCCAACAUCUAUCUCCUCCUCUCUCUCCAUUUUUAAGCGAAACACUAGCCGUACUUUUAUCUUGGGCCGAUCAACGGCGCCGUUUUCUCUGGAAUCGCGAGAUCUGGCCGUACCCUCGACGGAAUCCGACGCCAUGGUGGUGAACGGGCGGCCGCUGAAGCGCGCGAAGAGGCGGGUGACCGCAGAUAUGUGCGAUUUUUUGACCUUUCCGGCCGCCGGCGACGGGAUCUGCGAUGGCCUCGACGGGCCAUUCCGCAUGAACGUCCGCGAGUUUCUAGUGCGGCACGCCCGGCUGUCGCCGCCGUCGUCGAUUUUGUUGCCCUCCGCGGUCGCUUCGCCGCAUCUCAUACCCUGGCGGAUCAUGUUCCGGGUGGGUGAUCCGGCGGAGGGUGAGCAGCCGAGAGCUUCCGUCGAACUUGAUGUUGUGGAAGAGGAUGUGCUGCGAUCAAAAUCGAUCUAUUGUGACCACUGUAGAGUCGUUGGGUGGAGCGGUCAUCCCGUUUGUGGAAAGCGUUACCAUUUUAUAAUACGAAAUGAUGGUAAACCACCCACCAGUUGUCGCCAUACUUGUAUCCAUUGUGGAACCUCCUUGCCCUUGCCGGAUACAAGGUGUAUUACAUGCAAAUAUGAGAUGACAGGUGAUGAUCUAGAAGAUUGGCCAUAUGUACAGUUGGAAGAUUCUAGUCAUUUGCUGCAUGCUGUAGUGCAUGCAAAUGGUUAUGGCCACCUUCUCAGAGUUAAUGGUCGAGAAGGUGGUUCAAAAUAUUUAACAGGAUGUGAUAUAAUGGGUUUUUGGGAUCGCAUAUGCACAAUGCUCCAUGUCAGAAAGGUCACCGUUAUGGAUAUAUCCAAAAAGUACGGAAUGGAGUAUCGGCUCCUGCAUGCUGUAACUGCUGGCCAUUCCUGGUAUGCGGGUUGGGGAUACAAAUUUGGUGCCGGCAGCUUCGCCCUGACUGCCGAUGCCUACCACAGAGCUGUGGCAACCCUCUCUAAUGUACCACUGUCUAUCUUCUUCUCUCAUGCACGGUCUACUCGCACCCCAUUACAGAAUAUAAUUGCAUUAUAUCAGUCCAUCUCCGACUGUCAAUUAGUGACCGUGAGGGACCUCUUCUGCUAUGUGAUGCAUCUGCUUCAUGAAGCUCAUGAGCAAGCACAGCCUGAAAAUCUUACGAGGAAGCAUUUGGCUAAAGCUACCGCAGGUGAUUUGUGCGCGCGGACAAGGGAAGAUGUUGAGCAGGCAGAGAAGGCCAUGAUCAAGGUUCUUCGAGCUGUUGGGGGGUUCAAGUGGGUGACUUGGCGUGCUCUUAGAGGAGCCACAUGCCGGGCAAUAGAAUCCCCAGAGCUGCUUGAUUAUUGCCUUAAGGGACUUGGCGGUAAGGUUACUGAUAAUGACAUGGUUGUUGCUGUCCGAUGCAAUGCUGAAACAAGCGCAAUUGAGUACAGGCUUGAGGCAGCUCCAAGGCAGACAAUGGACAAGCCAUACUUUUCCAGACCAAUGGCUGAUCAGCUCCUCCAUGAUCUCAAAUUCUUGUAUGAUGCCAUUCUUAAUCCCACGACCAUGCAAUCUUACAAGCCACAAGCCACAAAUGAUUCUGCCCACAGCUCAGCAUCAAAACUGCUUGACUGCAAGCAAUUCAUAAAGCACUAUGAUGAUCUUGAUUCUAGUUGGUUGCCUUCUAGUCCACUUGUGCUUCGGAUCUGGUGCCAUGUUGAGUUGAUCGACCACCCAAAGGAUUAUACUGCUUCCCCACCAGAACUUCUGAUUCUGCCUAUCUAUGCCACUGUAGCUGACUUAAAGCAACAAGCAACAAGAGCUUUUCAAGAAACAUACCUCAUCUUCCAAAGGUUCCAAGUUGAGCAGUUAAUACUAGACCGUGGAGAUGUUGGAGACUUUACUCUUGUCAAGCAUAUACUUGGUUCAAAUGAAAUUGCCAUUAUCAGAGGAAGGUGUGUUGGAGAUGUCCAAAGGCUGGGUCAAUUCCGAAUGGAGAGAGGAUUAGAGAACUGGAUUGUGGAUUGUGAUUGUGGCGCUAAGGAUGAUGACGGUGAGAGGAUGAUGGCCUGUGAUACCUGUGGGGUCUGGCAGCAUACAAGGUGUACUGGGAUCAGUGAUUAUGACGAAGUACCGGCAAAGUUUGUUUGUAAGAAGUGUAUCUGCAUACGCAAGUCUAAAGGCCGCAGCAGUGGAAGAAUCAAAAGUAACACCUCCAGUGGGAGGUGCAAGGAUGAAAUAGAACCCUCCAUCACUGAGUCAGGCAGAUUUGGUAGCAUGACAACCGUAGGGUGAUAAUUUUGUUAUUGUAAAGUGUUGAUCUGCAUGUACAUAGAGUAGCGUAGUAUGAGAGCUGAUGAUAGUCUCAGCUUUGGCGUGCUUGUAAUAAUUUUUAAUGCCAUGGUUGAAACUUUUUGCUUCUCCUUGAUGCAGAAG